CUCUGGGGGCACUGAUGCAAUUUAAAGCGGCGAUGCUGCUGCUGCAUGAGCCGAGCUGUAGAAGAAGACGCCGACUGAGAGAAAAGAGGAAUAAAAUGACAGGGCGCGCAAAAAGAAAACCCAAAUCCGUUGAGGAGUCGGGCACAGGCAAUGAAGAGUUGAAGAAAGCCCGAACUGAUGAAUCCAAAGCUGCGCCGUCAUCAGGAGUGGAUUCAGAGCAACGUGAUGAAAUGCUGCAACUGUACAAUUUUCAGAUGCCAGAGGAUCUGUAUCACUUCUGGGAUUUCUGCAAGGAGCUUUGUCCUGACAAUCCCCGUGGUGCUCUGAAAGACAUACUGGGUUUGCAGCUGGUUGGUCCCUUUGACAUUCUGGCAGGAGCUCACAGAAACUCCAAGAAUCCUCAGCCUAACUUCCACCUUCACUGGAGGUAUUUUUAUGACCCACCAGAGUUUCAGACCAUACUUCAGGGGAGCGAGGACAGCCAGCAUCACAUGGGCUACUACAGAGAUACUCCAGAUUUGCUGCCAUCAUUUGUUGGGGAAAGUGAAGCUAAGAAGGGCUACACUAUAACACAGAUGGGAGACAAUGUGUUUGCUGCUGUCCACCUUUAUCUGCUGAGGAAGAGGAAAGAGAGGGGCAGUAAGCAAGCAGGAGAAGAGGCUUUGGAAGGCUUGGAGGCAAAGCUGAGAGACAAAGCAGAGACUCUGGGUUUGUCUCUAGAGCAGAAGACCAAAGGCAUGAAGCAACGAGACAAGAAGGUGGUCACCAAGACGUUCCACGGUGCUGGUAUUGUUGUGCCUGUAGACAAGAAUGAUGUAGGAUACAGAGAACUGCCAGAAACGGAUGCUGGUCUCAAGAAGAUCUGUAAAGCCAUUGUUGAAGCACGGAAUGAUGAAGAACGUGUAAAAGCCUUUGGACCAAUCCAGGAAAUGAUCACUUUUGUUCAGUUUGCUAAUGAUGAGUGCGACUAUGGCAUGGGCUACGAGCUAGGAAUAGACCUCUUCUGUUAUGGAUCCCAUUAUUUCCACAAGAUUAUCAAGCAGCUUCUGCCCAUGGCCUACAACUUGCUGAAGAGGAAUUUGUUUGGCGAAAUUGUGGAGGCCCACCUGUCCAACCGCAGCCAUGACAAGAUGGACCAGCUCUCUGCACAUUAAAAAAAAAAAGACUCUAAGUACAUUUCAGUUCUAACUCUUAUAAGCUUUCCCACCAUUUGUCCUUGUCUUCUGUUGUUUGUUACUGUUGAUGUUUUUUGGUGGUUUUGGUGCUGCUGUCACUGAUUGGAACCAGUUCAGUGAUGUCUUGUUUGUAAAAGGUAGAUGUCUAAUAAAGCAUUUUUAUAUUUUUAA
Messenger RNA from Acanthochromis polyacanthus (spiny chromis), 1346 nucleotides. Its product is annotated as histone PARylation factor 1. The record is from RefSeq and is a predicted model, not a curated record. Lineage: Eukaryota; Metazoa; Chordata; Actinopteri; Pomacentridae. Gene Ontology annotation, cellular component: nucleus. The transcript has 8 exons. Bases 15 to 1154 code for a protein of 379 amino acids. Gene Ontology annotation, biological process: DNA damage response; regulation of protein ADP-ribosylation. Gene Ontology annotation, molecular function: histone binding; poly-ADP-D-ribose binding.